Molecule: messenger RNA, 1463 nt
Organism: Bombus terrestris (buff-tailed bumblebee)
Lineage: Eukaryota; Metazoa; Arthropoda; Insecta; Hymenoptera; Apidae
Product: sodium/potassium-transporting ATPase subunit beta-2
Exons: 6
Coding region: 264-1232 (322 amino acids)
Biological process (GO): potassium ion import across plasma membrane; intracellular potassium ion homeostasis; sodium ion export across plasma membrane
Cellular component (GO): sodium:potassium-exchanging ATPase complex
Molecular function (GO): ATPase activator activity
Source: RefSeq, a predicted model, not a curated record
GAGAAGAAGCCUGCACGGAUGAAGCGUGUUUAGUCAACCUGGUGGCGCUGGACAACCAACUGUCGGCGGCGGAGAAACUGUUAGCCGACUUCGAGGAACUCACGAUUUCGGUGUAGCGAAUCUACAGUGCUGUUGGUCGUGUUGUUCCACAUACAACUGUGGAUUGUUUGUCGUGCGUUCAUUAUACCAGAAUCGCGAAGAAAAUCUCAAUACGUGGUUAGUGCGUAACUUUCUAGUAGAAAAAAAAUUCAUUUGAAAACGCGAUGGUCAGCAAGGAUUCGAAAAUGGUCACCCCGGAGAUGGCAAAUCCCUAUCUGAAACCGCCGAGCAUGUCAACCAGCCAGUCAUUAAAAACCUUUAUUUACAACCGUGAGACCGGUGCCUUUUUCGGCAGAACAGCCAGUAGCUGGGGUAAAAUAGGAUUAUUCUAUUUGACAUUCUACGGAGUACUGGCUGCAUUGGUUGCAAUUUGCUUCUGGGGUUUCUUUCAAACGCUAGAUCCAAGGAUACCGAGGUGGCAAUUAGAACGUUCAAUAAUCGGAACAAAUCCUGGAUUAGGAUUUAGACCACAGCCACCGCUUGAAAAUGUAGAAAGUACCUUAAUUUGGUACAGAGGAACCGAUAGCGAGAACUUUAAAUUCUGGGUUGAUUCUCUAGAAUCGUUUCUGAAAGAUUACAUAACGCCAGGUUCAGUUCCCGGUCUUGGUGCGAAUAUUAAUAAAUGUGAUUACAAUCAACCGCCACCUCCUGGUAAAGUCUGUGAUGUUGACGUUAAAAAUUGGUAUCCUUGCACGAAAGAAAACAAGUAUAAUUAUCAUAAAUCUGCACCAUGUAUAUUCUUAAAGCUUAAUAAGAUAUACGCUUGGAGACCGGAAUUCUACAAUGAUACCAAUUCGUUACCACAGAACAUGCCUGUCGAUCUCAGAGAGCAUAUCACCGGAUUGAAGAAUACUCGUCACCUUGACACGAUUUGGGUAUCUUGCGAAGGAGAGAAUCCUGCAGAUCAAGAAAAUAUAGGACCAAUUGAGUAUAUCCCACGAAGAGGAUUUCCCGGUUACUUUUAUCCUUUCGAAAAUUCAGAGGGUUACCUCAGUCCGCUGGUAGCUAUACACUUCGUCCGACCUCGCACUGGGAUUUUAAUAAACGUAGAGUGCAAGGCGUGGGCGAAAAACAUAAAACACAGCCGUCACGACAAAAUAGGUGUGGUCCAUUUCGAAAUGAUGAUAGAUUAAUGUCCCCUAAGUACAUCUCUCUGGUCUCUCCUUUGUUAGCGUAUAGAAAUGCAAUGUGAAUCUCAUGUUUUUUUUAUUCUUCCACAUAGCUGAACAUUUUUCAAACGACUCUAGAAGCCGUCAGAAAUCGAUGACCGCUGCCAAAGUGUGGAAGAAACUUUCGUCAAGUACAAAGUUGAAAGGACUUUUGAUGUUUGCACUAUCGAAAGUCUAAUUUCUAUUCAAUUUCUA